CUGCACUUUCGUCCUCGCAGAAUCAUCGUGACAGCAUAUGAUAUCGCCUUGGCGGUGGCAAGACCUGUGCCUCAAGAAACCCGUAACUUUUGGCUUAUUAUAAUAGAUUUUCAAGCAAUUGGUAGGCUCUUAAGGAAGGGACGUCGGUGUCGUCAGGUUUUGGGAGUCGGUUGCAGACCUCCUGCUUUGAAUUCAUCACCAUCAUACCAGAGUAUUAGCAUUUAACUAUCUCCCUUCUUUGCGACUCAACUUGACUGUUGUCUGAAAGGGCCACCAAGAUGAUUCCCAUCCGGACUCGUGGUGGCGCAUCGCCGAGAUCCAGCAGACAAGCCGUCGCGGACGCUCCGGCAUCCAGAGUUGUGCCAAAGCCGGUUCCUGCGAAGCAAGCCAGAGAUGCAAGGGCUUAUCAGCUCGAGCAGCUCAGACGCCGUUACUCCCCGACGGAAACGGAGCUCGAUAGCGGAGAAGUCUCCCUUCUGUUUAACCUGACCCCAUCCGAUCCCGACUUCCCCUUUGACCUUCACCAUCUGGAAUGCAACCUUCGGGUGCCAGCAGCAUAUCCGAGGCAGCCGGCUCGGCUUCAGGUCAAGAACAAGGACAUCCCCCGCGGCUUCGCCAUCAAUAUCGAGAAGGGUUGGGACCGGCUGGUUCAGGAGAAGCGAGGCGCGACCCUGCUUGCCCUGACGAACGCUCUUGACAGGAAUUUGGAAUCGUUUUUGUCGGAACAAAAGGCCGAGACCCUGAAGUUGACGAUCUUCAAAGACACACCGCAUACAGAUAGUUUACCAUCGACACAGACAGCGGAACAGCCUCCUGGGCCGACUGCCAAGCCGUCCGCUGUGGCUCGAAUAUACGUCCCGGAGGAAUCCUACACUCGGGACCAGAUCGCGGAAGCCAAGGCACGACGCGCUCAGGAGGUGAGGCAGCUCGAGGCCCGCAUGAGCCGACUCCCUUCCUACCAGAAAUCCAGCGACGGCAUCAUCUACACAUUGCCCCUGGAACCGAGGCGAAGAGACAGUCUUCCUGUUGGCCUUCAGUCAUGCCGAUCCAUCCAGCUCAUCAUCCCCCUACUCUACCCUCUGCAAUCCCUUCGCAUCCUCCUGAAUGAUGUGGAGUCCAAAGAUGCCGAGCCAGUGGAGGAGAUCUUCACACGGAAAGCGGCAGAGCAAAAGCAAAUGUCCCUGAUGAGCCAUCUGAACUACCUCGCCCAGAAUUUGCAUGUGCUGGCAAAGCAGGGCCACCCGCCGACUGCGACGAGUACGGCCACUGCUGAAGUGCCAGACGGCGUGGCAGACCACGAAGCAAAGGAGGCCGGACACUCGUCAUCGUUGGAAACGGGGAGAAACCAUGUUCAUGUCGUCCCACGGCCGCCGGAAUGGUCCUUUGAUGAUGGAACCGAUGGAUCCGACGAGGGAGACUCGUACGAUGAAGAGGAUGAUGAGGAUGAUGAUGACGAUGGGGGAGAUGGAGCCGUGACGAUGGAGCUCCGGAAGAAUGAUGGUCUGAGCCUGCCUACGCAAACACCGGAGCUGGGGACCGCACUGUCUUUCCCUUCUAUUGAGCUAUACGGCGUCGAGCUGCUCCAGCUUUCCGUCCUCAAUCUCAACGUCAAAUGCGAUCGAUGCAAGACACUGAACGAGAUUACCGGCCUGAGAGACAACCUGGGAAAGCCAAACAGCUGCAAGAAAUGCGCGACCCCUUUUACCGUCCGCUUCCGCCAGGAGCUUAUCCACCAGAACUCAACCCGCGCGGGCUUCAUCGACGCCAGCGCUUGCACCGUAGCAGAUCUUCUUCCAAGUACGUUCAUCCCAACUUGCGCCAAAUGCUCCACGCCGUUCAGCACGGGCCUCGUCUCGGUCCGCGGCGAGACGACAACCAACGUCUGCCGCGAGUGCCACGCCCGCUUCACCUUCAAGAUCCCGGACGUGAAAUUCCUCGCCUACGCCCCGGGGAUGCACCACGCCUCCCGACUCCCGCCCACGGCGGGGCCGCGCCGCAAGCAGGAGAAGCUCGGCCUCCACGCGGGCGAGCCGCUGCCCAGCCGGGGCGCGUGUGAGCACUACCGGCGCAGCUACCGCUGGUUCCGCUUCUCGUGCUGCGCCAAGGUCUAUCCGUGCGACAAGUGCCACGACGCCGCCGAGGAGCACGUCAAUGAGUGGGCGAAUCGCAUGGUGUGUGGCUGGUGCUCACGGGAGCAGAGGUAUAGCGUGGAGAGUUGUGCUUUCUGUGGGAGGAGCGUCAUUGGGAAGCGAGGAAAGGGAUUCUGGGAGGGUGGCAAGGGAACGAGGGACCAGAGGCUGAUGCGGAGGAACGAUAAGAGGAAGUACAGACGGCUAGGGCCGGCGAAGAAGGACGAGUGACGGCUGACCAGCCUUUCAACCUGGAAGAAAUUGAACGCUGUAAGACUAGUGUAACGUGGCCUCAUAUUAGUACGUCAGAUGACUCCAACGAAAGCCUUGAUACACACUCGCAGAUCACAUCAAUGGGAGGCGUCUCAGCUGCCAGGUUGCAAUGACUUCCAC
Chaetomium strumarium is the source of this 2522-nucleotide messenger RNA. RefSeq lists its product as uncharacterized. The transcript is spliced from 3 exons. The record is from RefSeq and is a predicted model, not a curated record. Bases 279 to 2360 code for a protein of 693 amino acids. Gene Ontology annotation, molecular function: zinc ion binding. Lineage: Eukaryota; Fungi; Ascomycota; Sordariomycetes; Sordariales; Chaetomiaceae.